This is a messenger RNA of Stegostoma tigrinum, 1241 nucleotides long. RefSeq names its product TM2 domain containing 3 (gene tm2d3). The transcript is spliced from 6 exons. Lineage: Eukaryota; Metazoa; Chordata; Chondrichthyes; Orectolobiformes; Stegostomatidae. The coding region runs from base 45 to 785 and encodes 246 amino acids. The record is from RefSeq and is a predicted model, not a curated record.
GAUUGGCUGGUGGUUCCAGUGAUAGGAUUGGCUGGUGGGGUGCGAUGGCGAUAUGGAAGGUUCUCGAUCGGAGCCUGGUUCUGUGGCAGUUGUUCGGCCUCCUGAGGGCCGAUUCUCGAGUUACCAAGGAACCAGGCGGGAUGCUGUCACCCAAAGAUGCUGCAUUUCCAUCCACCGCUCUGGGCACUACCCCUGCUUACCGAGUAGACUCUGUAACCACAGAACUGUCAUACCUGUCACAUUGCCCUAGUGCUGGACUUUGUGGCAAUCUGCCUCCAGUUUGUAUGAAUUGUACGCUGAAUUGGAAUUGCAAGUAUGGAAAGGACACAUUAUUCAACUGUACAGUCAAGCCAGGUGUACAGUGUGUUGAUGAAAAUAAGAUGGAACAGAAAAUGUUUCAAAUUACAAUGAUCUGUCGGUUCUGUUGGCAAUUACCACCUACGGAAUACCAGUGCAAAGAAACUACGAAAUGCAAGACCGUGCAGUGCCCACGCGAACAUUUUAUUUCCAACUGCACAGCUUUGGACCAUGUGCAUUGUCUUGGAAAUCGUACGUUUCAAAAGAAGAUGUAUUGCAAUUGGACAGGGGGUUACAAGUGGUCAACUGCAUUAGCUCUGAGCAUCACAUUGGGAGGGUUCGGAGCUGACCGCUUCUAUUUAGGCCAAUGGAAAGAAGGUCUUGGCAAACUCUUCAGCUUCGGAGGGCUUGGAAUAUGGACCUUGAUCGAUGUACUGCUGAUUGGGAUUGGGUACGUUGGGCCUGCAGAUGGCUCUCUGUACAUUUGAUCUACACAAGGAGCUUCAUCCUGUGAUGGCCCUGAAUGCAAUAAGUGACAGCACCAUGUUGAAUUAUGGAGUAGCUGUUGUGUCAAGUAUUUGUACUGUAUCAUUUUUGCCUUUCUUUGCCAAGGUGAGGAUUUGGAAACAAUUCAACAAGAAUAAGACCUCUUGCUUUUAGGUUUUGCAGACUAUAAUGAUUGUUGAAAUGAUCAAUGAAAAAAUCCUUGAGAUCCUGCUGCAGUUUGUUGCUUUUUCUGAUUAAUCCCUAGAUUCAUGCUAGUUUUGAUUGAGUCCCUCCUGUGGAGGGCUGCAGGUAAUUUAUUAGGGCGUGGAUUGACUGGUUUCCUGAAGACUUAUUAAAAGUAACAAGUGUGUCAAAGUGGAAUUUGACAAAAUAUGGCAUAAUCUAAAUUAUAAAUAAUGGUGAAAAAUGCUAAUAAAAUACUAAACUUUUGAGUGAAA